UCUCCCACAUCCUCCCUCGGCUAGCUCCCAUGCUUACAUCUGUAUAUACGUAAUACUGUCUCUCUCUCUAUCUCUCUCGCCCUAGGGUUUCAGAAAUGACAGCAAUCGAGUCUCUGCAAUCUCUAACCGCACACAAGAUCUCCCCAAAUUCGACCCGCAAUCUCACCAAAUUUACAAGACUGCCCUUCUUCCACGACCGGCCACGUUCCAUUCCGCUGAAAUCCUCCCACCCAAUCAGAAAUUCCCGAUCGAUUUCUCUGGUUGCCUUCUACAAUCAAUCCAAGAUCUCUAUAAAUUCCGAUUUCGAUAUUUGGGGAGGGUUUCUCAAGAAUCAGAGGCAUCGGGCCCGUCGGAUUCGAUCCAACGGCUCUCGUGAGCAGGACGGCGAUUCGACGGCUGAUAAGGGCGAUGGCGGCGAGAACAAGAAUGCCAGCAAGUCGGCAACGCCUCCGCCGGCCCCGUCGUCAUCGUCCUCGCCUCGGCGGGAGAAGGGCGGGGGCUGGUGGAAGAAGCGGAAAUGGCAGUGGCAACCGAUAAUUCAGGCACAGGAGAUUGGCGUCCUGCUCCUGCAGCUCGGGAUUGUUAUGUUUGCGAUGCGUUUGCUGCGGCCCGGGAUCCCGUUGCCGGGGUCGGAGCCACGGGUCCCGACGACGCACGUGAGUGUCCCAUAUAGCGAUUUCUUGAGCAAGAUCAACAACAAUCAGGUGCAGAAGGUGGAGGUCGAUGGGGUUCAUAUCAUGUUCCGGUUGAAACAGGACACGGGUGUGGGUGCGAGUGCAGAGAGUGAGAGCAGGUCUCAGGAAGCUGAGUCAUUGAUUAGGAGCGUGGCCCCAACGAAGCGGAUUGUGUAUACAACUACUCGUCCGACCGAUAUAAAGACUCCAUACGAGAAGAUGCUUGAGAACGAGGUGGAGUUUGGGUCGCCAGAUAAGCGGUCGGGUGGAUUCUUGAACUCAGCAUUGAUUGCUCUUUUCUAUAUUGCUUUACUUGCAGGACUACUCCACCGUUUCCCAGUCACAUUUUCUCAGCAUACAGCUGGUCAGUUGAGGAGCCGUAAGACUGGGGGUUCAGGUGGAGCAAAAGUACCUGAACAUGGGGAAGUGGUCACUUUUUCUGAUGUUGCUGGGGUCGAUGAAGCUAAGGAGGAACUAGAAGAAAUUGUGGAAUUUCUAAGGAAUCCAGACAAGUACAUACGACUUGGUGCUCGCCCUCCUCGAGGGGUACUCCUGGUGGGUCUUCCUGGGACAGGUAAGACUCUUCUGGCGAAAGCUGUAGCUGGGGAAGCUGAAGUUCCUUUUAUUAGUUGUUCUGCGAGUGAAUUUGUAGAACUAUAUGUUGGCAUGGGAGCAUCCCGUGUGAGAGAUCUCUUUGCGAGAGCAAAGAAAGAGGCACCAUCAAUAAUUUUCAUUGAUGAGAUAGACGCAGUAGCAAAAAGCCGUGAUGGUCGAUUUCGCAUUGUCAGCAAUGAUGAGAGAGAGCAGACACUGAACCAGUUGCUCACUGAAAUGGAUGGCUUUGACAGCAACUCUGCAGUGAUUGUUCUUGGAGCAACUAAUCGGUCAGAUGUUUUGGAUCCUGCACUUCGCCGUCCUGGGAGAUUUGAUCGUGUUGUGAUGGUAGAAACGCCUGACAGGAAUGGAAGACAAGCCAUUUUAAAUGUGCAUGUUUCUAAGAAGGAACUUCCGUUGGGGGGAGAUGUGGAUCUUGGAGAAAUUGCAUCUAUGACCACCGGUUUCACUGGGGCAGACCUAGCGAAUUUGGUAAAUGAAGCUGCUCUGUUGGCUGGUCGAGUAAAUAAAGUUGUUGUGGAGAAAGUUGACUUCAUCCAGGCAGUAGAACGCUCAAUAGCAGUAUGGAUGGCAUCCAUACACACUGCCUUGACUUCUGUUGUUUGUAAGAAGGGCAGGCCUUCUUCAUCUGCUAAGCUGCCAAAUAAUGCUUUUUUACCUGGAUUUGAGGUGGUGGGGCGUGUUUCAAAUGUAUGGGAUAAGGAAUUAUGCCCCACUUCAAAGAAUUCUGUGCCAAGAGCCACUUUAACAUUUGGUCCUUCUUCCACUGAAUCGGAAAAGACAAAACCGAGGAAGCACACAGUCAAUCCUGCAGCCCCUGACUUCUUUCCACUUCCACCCUUUGAAGAAUGCUUUCCAAAGAGCACAAAAGAAUGCAGGCAUGUUGUUCAUGAGCAAUCAGGUCAUGUCCUUAAGGUCCCAUUUCGACGCGUUCACUUAGCUGGAGAGGAGAAGCACUUCGACACAUAUGACACAAGUGGCCCACAGAAUAUAAGUCCGCGCAUUGGUCUUCCUAAGAUACGCAAAGACUGGGUUGAUGGGCGGGAAAAGCUGGGUGGACCAAGAUACACACAGAUGUUCUAUGCUAAGCAGGGAAUUAUAACUGAAGAGAUGUUGUUCUGUGCCACUCGGGAGAAGCUUGACCCAGAAUUUGUGCGGUCAGAGGUUGCACGUGGACGAGCUAUUAUCCCUUCCAACAAGAAGCACUUGGAACUGGAGCCGAUGAUUGUUGGGAGAAAUUUCUUGGUCAAAGUCAAUGCAAAUAUUGGAAACUCUGCCGUCUUGAGCUCCAUAGAGGAAGAGGUGCAUAAGCUUCAAUGGGCGACGAUGUGGGGCGCUGAUACUGCCAUGGAUCUCUCAACAGGUCGCCAUAUCCAUGAGACUCGUGAAUGGAUCCUUCGUAACUCUGCCGUACCAGUAGGGACAGUGCCCAUCUAUCAAGCACUUGAGAAAGUGAAUGGCAUUGCAGAGGAUCUUAGCUGGGAUGUUUUCAGAGAUACCCUGAUUGAACAAGCUGAGCAGGGUGUGGAUUACUUCACCAUCCAUGCUGGGGUGCUGCUUCGCUACAUCCCUUUGACAGCAAAGCGCAUGACCGGCAUUGUUUCCCGUGGAGGAUCCAUUCAUGCAAAAUGGUGCUUGACUUAUCACAAGGAAAAUUUUGCUUAUGAACAUUGGGAUGACAUCCUUGACAUCUGUAAUCAAUAUGAUGUGGCACUAUCAAUUGGUGAUGGGCUGAGGCCUGGGUCAAUAUAUGAUGCCAAUGACAGUGCUCAGUUUGCUGAGCUUUUGACUCAAGGGGAGCUGACCCGCCGAGCAUGGGAAAAGGACGUUCAGGUAAUGAAUGAAGGACCUGGCCACAUUCCAAUGCAUAAAAUUCCUGAAAACAUGGAGAAACAGCUUGAGUGGUGCAAUGAGGCACCUUUCUAUACACUUGGGCCAUUAACCACUGAUAUCGCACCAGGGUAUGACCAUAUCACGUCAGCAAUCGGUGCUGCCAAUAUCGGAGCACUUGGUACUGCACUGCUGUGUUAUGUUACGCCUAAGGAACACCUUGGUUUGCCAAAUCGGGAUGAUGUGAAGGCUGGUGUCAUAGCAUAUAAGAUAGCUGCUCAUGCAGCUGAUCUAGCAAAAGGCCACCCACAUGCCCAAGAGUGGGAUGAUGCGCUGAGCAAAGCUCGUUUUGAGUUCCGAUGGAUGGAUCAAUUUGCAUUGUCACUGGAUCCCAUGACUGCCAUGGCCUUCCAUGAUGAGAGCUUGCCAUCAGAUGGUGCCAAGGUGGCGCAUUUCUGUUCUAUGUGUGGCCCCAAGUUCUGUUCCAUGAAAAUAACAGAAGACAUACGGAAUUAUGCUGAGGAGCAUGGUUAUGGGACUGCUGAAGAAGCUGUGCAACAUGGGAUGGACGCUAUGAGUGCUGAGUUCUUAGCUGCCAAGAAAACUGUCAGUGGCGAACAACAUGGUGAAGUCGGUGGGGAGAUUUACUUGCCUGAAAGUUAUGUCACGCGCACAUUGGACAGAUGAAGGAAUAACUUCAUGAACUGAUCAUGUGAUCAUGGAGGGCCUUGGAAGACUGUGCUGGGCUCAAAUUAUCUGCACUGGUGUUUUAUGGUUUUGCCUGGGCCAUCUGGCCUGGAUAUGGCAGGACAGGCUGAGAAAGUCCCUUUGAACCUGAACAGGAUAAUGCCUGCGUAGGGAGUGUGCAUUUUGUUUUUCUGUGUUUGUUCUUGCACAGGGACCUGUCCAGAGUUCCAGCAAUCUGAUUCAUGUGGAUGGGUCCGGCGUUGUGGACUUGGCUAAUCCGUCUUAGUGCUGGGAAGUAACUAAAACUGCUAUUUAUUUAUUUUUUGUUUUGAGGGACACACACCCACACCCACGCACGCACAUGCACGCACACAGGUAUCUUUUGCCCAUCUGUUAUAACUUGAGCAAUAACAUCAAAUUUGCCAUUCCAUCAUUGGGAAUGGCUGAUUUAUUAUUGAAACAUAAAUUGCUUUUGCUGCUCAGUGUGAUAAUGUUGCUGAGAUUUGUAAAUCUCACAACAUCAUUGCAAUUAUAUUGUCAGAUUUUCAAAAUCUCUCCAGUUUUUAAUUUUUCGUGAUUUUGUCAUGAAAUUCUUGUGAUUUUAAUGAAAAUUUUAUUUGAGAAUGAAAAUAAAUUAUUUUAGAGAUUUUUACACGAAAAUUCCACAUAAAUCCCAAAUUUGCCAAAGGAUUAUUCCUUCACGAAUCAAAAUACCUUAGUGCUUUUCGAGAAGGGAAAUUACAGAACUAUCCUCAAUAGUAAUUUUUCUUUGGAAAGUGAUAAAGUCAGAAAUUUUCGGGGCACACAUGGUAUGCAUAUGACAUCCAGCCUGUCAAGCAUAUGCAUCCAACCAUAAUAAUCACAUGGACCAAAACUCUUUCUGAUAGAAUCACUGGAUGAGCUGCACGUUCAUUUUGAUGUCUUUCAAGUGCUGUAUAUUAUUUUUUAUGGUUUUGCUCACCUUUAUGUUUUGGUAGACCAAUUUUUUGUUCUUCUGAACAUCAUGGCAGAUUACAUCUCUAUUGAACGGGUUGGAUAUCAUAAAAAUGUCAUGUGGGCCCCACACUUCUCUACUUCACCAUUUUUGAAAGAAAAAAAGUGCACAGAAAUUUCACUGCUCAAAAAGCACUUCCCUUAGUGAUAAAAUUCCCAUAGAUUUGUACCUAUAUUUUCUAUAUUUAAUAUCAUUUAUUAAAUUAUAAUAAAUAUUUUUAAUAUUUUAUUUUCGGUGAGAUUUUCCUAAUAAUAUCAUGAGAAAAAUAUAUAAUUUUGGAAUCCUCCCAAGGGGGCUGAGAAAUUGCCAAGAACGAGAUUUCUCACUAUGUUGUCACUGUCUGAAAUAAACAAAAGAACAAAUCAGUCUCUCCUCUGUUGUAUAAAAAAGAAGAAGAAGAAGAGGGGAAUGUACUGCUUGUUGGCAUGCAAGUUUUAACUAGGAACUGAUACAAAUCCAACACCAGCAGUGCUUGCCCUCUGUCUCUCCACUACCUUAAAAUUUUAGCUACCGUGGGAAGACAGAUGCUGGCUGAAAGUCCCUUUGAACCUCACCAGGAUAAUUCCUGCACAGGCAGUGAGCUGCUUGUUUUCUUUUUAUUAUUAUUAUUUUUUCUUUCUAUUUUCUGCCCCUUUUUCGCAGCAAGAUGGAGCCCUGAUGGAUGACUUGAUCUAGGCUUGAGUCUCAUCUGCUUUUUGGAGGAUUGCAUCUGCUUCAUUAGGGCAUGGUUCCCUUGUUCAAUUAACUACUCUACCUAAAAAUCCAUGGGUGGUUUUCGGUAGUAUAUGAGUGCUGGGAUGGGUAAUUACAACAUGUAUGCAAACCCAUAUCCUUAUGACUUUCAUGAUGAACUUAGAUGCUAAAACUGGAUUCAAGCACUCCCCAUUCAAUUAUGAAGCAAAUGACCUAAAUGCGAACAAUGCCUAAUUUCCAUUCAAUGCUAAGGUAGACUUAAUUGCCUGUUGGUUUAGUUCCUUCCCCAUUCCUUACUCAUUAUGAUUCAAGAUGGGCUUAUUAUGGUCAUUUGUUCUUUUAUGAAUCGAAAAAUUCCAAUUCAGUUUGUUAGAA
This is a messenger RNA of Magnolia sinica, 5868 nucleotides long. RefSeq names its product phosphomethylpyrimidine synthase, chloroplastic-like. Gene Ontology annotation, biological process: thiamine biosynthetic process; proteolysis. The record is from RefSeq and is a predicted model, not a curated record. The transcript is spliced from 15 exons. Gene Ontology annotation, molecular function: ATP binding; metalloendopeptidase activity; zinc ion binding. NCBI's taxonomy places the organism in Eukaryota, Viridiplantae, Streptophyta, Magnoliopsida, Magnoliales, Magnoliaceae. Bases 96 to 3806 code for a protein of 1236 amino acids. Gene Ontology annotation, cellular component: chloroplast thylakoid; membrane.